Messenger RNA from Thecamonas trahens ATCC 50062, 2186 nucleotides. Its product is annotated as myotubularin. The record is from RefSeq and is a predicted model, not a curated record. Gene Ontology annotation, biological process: dephosphorylation. The coding region runs from base 82 to 2103 and encodes 673 amino acids. The transcript has 2 exons. Lineage: Eukaryota; Apusomonadida; Apusomonadidae. Gene Ontology annotation, molecular function: phosphatase activity.
UGCCUCGAGCGUCACGCCUCAAGAGUGGCCACCUCCAGGACAGUCGAAGGACUCGACGACUGGUACCAGCACGUGUGCCAGAUGCAACGACUGCAACCACUCCUCGUUGCUUCACGCUCCAUGGACCCGACUGCCGACCCGCCCGCGGCGGCACUCGAAAUGCAGGGCGCAAAGUGCACAAAUUGUGGGGCCAUGCUGCCGUUUGACGAGGUGGAGGCGCAUACGGCGCAGUGUGAGGAGAAUGCGCCUGCGCUGGCGUUGCACACGGCCGGCGGCGGGGAGUCCGGCAAGGAGCCUGGCGAGGAGGGGCGGCUCGUGCAUAGCGGCGGUGGACUGUCGGCGGCCGAGGUGGAGGCGCGGGCGCAAGCGGCGUUUGAGCACGCGGAAAUGCUGCGCGAGGCGCUGGUGGUGGCGGUCGAUGGGGCGCAGCUUGUGCUGCAGUCACCAGCUUGGGGGCUGGGCGAUGCGGUGGCGGGCUUGCUUGCGGUGACGCGGUUCACGCUCUCGUUCACGCCGUCGGCGAUGGCAGUCGAGGCGCUGGGCGCGGCUGCGCGCUGGCUGCCGAGUGUUCUCCCGCAGAAGCUCUCGCUCAACUGUGUCGAGCGGGUCAUGCAGUCGCGGCCGUGGCGCGGAGCGACGACACUGCAGGUGGUUACCAAGGAGAAGCGGGUAUUUGAGUUUGCCUUUGGCGCUGCGGGCGACGAGGUGUGUGCCCAGGUCGAGGCCGCCAUCGCAGCACACGCCUUCCGUGGACCGUCGCUGGUCCUAGCCUUUGCGCCGCACAUGGUGCGGCGGUGGGAGUACGACGUGUUUGCAGAGUUUGCCCGAAUGGGCGUGACAACCUCUGCCGGCAGCUCAUCGUCGACAGGCACGCAUCCGACGCUCGAGCUGCCGAUGCCCGAGCUGCCAAGCCCGACUGCGCACCUAUGGCGGUUGUCCCAGGCAAACAGCUUGUUUCGCAUCUGUGCCACCUAUCCGCCGGUCUUGGGAUUCCCGGCGAGCGUUGACGACGAGCUUGUGACGCAGGCGGCGCGGUUCCGUUCCAAGGACCGGCUCCCUGCGCUCUCGUGGCUCCAUCCACGGACCGGAGCGGCUAUUGUGCGCUGUGCACAGCCGCUGACUGGGCUCGCGGGCCGGCGAUCGCCUGCCGACGAGCAGUUGCUCAACGCCAUCAAGGCCGCCAACCCGGCGUCGGGCACGCUGCACAUUCUGGACGCCCGACCGCGGGCUAACGCGCUCGGCAACUCGGUCAAGGGUGCCGGCUACGAGCGGGUAGCCAACUACGACUCGGUCGACCUGGCGUACAUGGACAUUGGCAAUAUCCACGUCGUCCGCUCGUCGAUGGGCAAGCUCCGAGAUCUGGUUGCCGAGCCGAGCUCGAGCGAUCCCGCAGCUCAGUCCAAGUGGCUCUCCACCCUCGAGUCGACCCGCUGGCUGGAGCUUCAGCGGACGCUGCUGGCGGCGGUGCUGGCUGUUGUCGAAUUUGUCGACCGUGCCGCAGAGUCGGUUGUUGUCCACUGCUCUGACGGCUGGGACCGAACUGCACAGAUGUGUGCGCUCGCCGAGCUGAUCCUCGACCCAUACUACCGGACGCUCGAUGGGUUUGCCGUCCUCAUCGAGAAGGAGUGGUGCUCGUUUGGCUACCGGUUUGCACGGCGUGCCGGUCAGCUCUGUCCGGACUAUGAGGAUGACCAGCGGGCGCCGAUCUUUGUCCAAUUCCUGGACGCGGUGUGGCAAAUCAUGUCUCAGGCGCCUUCCGCCUUUGAGUUUAACGAGUCCUUGCUCAUCGCCAUCAUCGAUGCUCGCUACUCGGGAAGGUACGGUACCUUUCUCUUUGACUGCCCGCGGGAGCGGCUCGACCAUCGCGUCGAUGAAGUCACCAGCUCGCUUUGGGCAGUCCUCUUUGACAGCGCUCGCCGUUCCCGCUGGCUCAACCCGAACUACUCGCCAGACCCAGGUGUCCUCCCCGUUAUCGCCUCGCUGACCCGCCUCCACUUGUGGGAGGCGUACUUUAUGCGAUGGCACCCGCACAUGCGGUACGUUGCUUCCGCCGCGCUUUCUGAUCUCGACGACGCGUCACCGCCGCCGGAUCCUCUCGGCUGACUGCCGUCAGAACGCGGACCAUACUUUGUGGGCAACGCUGCGCAGCAUAGCAAAUGUGACGCUAAAGAGGAAGAACAACCAGA